Messenger RNA from Rotaria socialis, 1221 nucleotides. Lineage: Eukaryota; Metazoa; Rotifera; Eurotatoria; Philodinida; Philodinidae. The record is from the annotation of a GenBank genome assembly.
AUGAUGAUUGUUUGUGUAUGGUCUGUUUUUCUUCUGACAACAGCAGCUGCAUUUGGCUCACGACAAGACAUUCUGAGGCAACCCACCGAAAUAAAUAACAAUAAUGAAACUCUAACAAAUUUAGCACUGAUGCGUCGUCGUUUUGCUUCUCUUGCUCUAUCUUGUAUUCAUCGCGAAUAUCCAAAUAAAUUGGCUCAUGUUCUUGCUACGGAUAGUGACGUAAAACCACCUCGUCAAUUAACGCCGACUUUUUAUGGAUGCUUCGAUUGGCAUUCGGCUGUUCAUGGGCAUUGGCUUCUGGCUCGUCUGGCUCGAAUCGAUGUUAAUCUAGCUGCAGAAUGUCGUCAAGCACUUGGGAAAAGUUUUACUAAGGAAAACAUUUUGAAUGAAGUUGCAUACAUAAACAACAACCAACGAUUAUCAUUUGAACGGCCCUAUGGCUUGGCGUGGUUCUUGAAACUCGCCACAGAAUUAGAUGAAUGGGCACUAGUAGAAACAGAAAAUGUUGAAGAGAUUCAGCAAUGGCGCGAUAAUAUACGUCCACUGGAAAUGUUGAUUGUUGCGCGUCUCUCAUCUUGGCUUCCUAAACUAUCGUAUCCUGUUCGUAGUGGUGAACACAGUCAGACAGCUUUCGCACUUGGCUUCGCGCUUGAUUACGCUUAUCAGAUGCGCAAUACUGUGUUCGUUCAACUGAUUGAACAACGCUCACUUGCAUUUUUUUAUACGGAUAAAACGUAUCCAUUCAAUUACGAACCAUCGGGUGAAGAUUUUCUCUCUGCUGGUCUAGCUGAAGCUGAUCUGAUGCGUCGUGUAAUGAAGAAAAAGCCGCAAGACUUUAUUCGAUGGUUCAAUGAAUUUCUUUCGACAGAAACGCUGCCGAACAAUCUUGAACCACCCUAUAUUGCCGAUCCCACUGAUCCUAAACUAAUUCACCUGGCUGGACUAUGUAUCAGUCGUGCAUGGAUGUUAGAGGCAAUUGCCGAUGCUCUCUCCUUUGAUAUUCAAGAAAGCAAUCGCCGAGAUCAACUAUACGAAUUAAGCAAAAGAAAUGCUCAAACAGGAUUAACAGCUAUAGACGAAAACAAUUACGAAGGAGGACAUUGGCUGGGUACAUUCGCCGUGUAUUUGAUUACACAUCGCCAAGCACUAACCAAUGAUGGUGCCGAUCAAGAUUACAGAGUCACUCUAGUGUUAUGUCUUCUUUUGGCAGGUUUUUUCUAG